ACACAGGUGUUCUGGAUCCACUUUUGUCCUUUUUUUUUUUGUGUUAACAUCUGGUUGCAUCUGGGUAGUCGAAAUCAUUUGCAUGACGAUGUAUAUGAUGUCUAAUGUGGUUGAAUUUCAUGACAAGACUACUUGAGUGUGGUUCCCACUCUGUUCUACUGCAUCUGGAUUCGAACUCAGGUCUGUAUAUCGACAGUUCAUGGGUGUGCGAACUGAGCUAGUCCAUCAGCAGGUUGCAGGUUCGAUUCCUGGAGUGGGCAAUUUCGUUUCAUUCAAGAGAUUGGACUUGAACGUGGAAGAGUGUUGCUUGAUGAACGGCUCAGAUGAUCGCACAGCAAUCGUCUGGCAGGAUGAAGGGAGAGAGAACUUGCAUAAAAUGUCGCUGGCAGAGCUUCGCUCGCAGUGCAGCUCUGUGGCCUUUGCAUUAAAUGCAGCAGGUUUUCAGAAAGGAGAUGCAGUUGCUAUUAGCAUGCCCAUGACAGUGCAAUCAGUGGUCAUAUAUCUUGGAGUCGUCCUUGCUGGGUGUGUAGUUGUGUCGAUUCCAGACAGCCUCCCGGCUCACCAAAUCGCAACACGUCUUAAGAUCUCGGAUGCGAAGGCCACAUUCACUCAGGAUGUCAUUUUGCGCGGAGCAAAGGUGCUUCCUCUUUACAGCCGUGUUGCUGAGGCAUGCUGCCCCAAAGUAAUUGUUGUUCCAGCAAAUGGUGUCUAUACAAGUGUUACUCUAAGAGACUGCGAUCUAGCGUAUGGUGAUUUUCUUCAGAAGGUUGGAGAUGGAGUACCUGCUAAGGAAAGAUGCGAUGUCUACCAAGCUGCCUCACUUCCAGUUGGAGCUUUCUGCAAUAUUUUGUUCAGUUCAGGGACCACAGGCGAGCCUAAGGCAAUUCCCUGGACACAUGCAACGCCUAUCAAGGCUGCAGCAGAUGCAUGGGCUCAUCAGGAUGUGCGCUCCGGAGAUGUGAUUUCGUGGCCGACAAAUUUGGGAUGGAUGAUGGGCCCCUGGUUGAUUUAUGCUGCUCUUCUGAACAAGGCCACAAUCGCCCUGUUUAAUGGAAGCCCUCUUCAUUCAUCUUUCGGGAGAUUUGUGCAGGAAACUGGAGUGACGAUGCUUGGAUUAAUACCCAGUAUUGUGAAAGGCUGGAAAAAUACGGGCUGUAUUGAUCAGGUGGACUGGAGCAAGAUCAGGUGCUUUAGCUCAUCUGGCGAACCAUCAAAUGCGUCCGACUACCUCUGGCUUAUGGCAAAAGGGCAUUAUGCCCCGGUGAUUGAGUAUUGUGGUGGGACAGAAAUCGGUGGUGCUUAUAUCACCGGUUCACUUGUCCAGUCUCAGGCGCUUGCAUCAUUCAGCACACCUGCCAUGGGAUGUAGAUUUGUCAUCUUGAUGGCUGAUCAGUAUGCUCAUCAGGAUGAGAACCAACCUGCCAUUGGAGAAUGUGCACUGUUCCCGCGGAUCUUGGGGUCAUCAAGCUGUCUCCUGAAUGCCAAACACUACGAUGUCUAUUUUAAAGACAUGCCGCUUGUCAAUGGCAUGAUACUACGUCGACAUGGAGAUGAGAUUGAGAGUACUGCUGGAGGGUAUUAUCGAGCGCAUGGGCGGGUUGAUGACACAAUGAAUUUGGGUGGAAUCAAGGUCAGCUCCGUGGAAAUCGAACGCACCUGCAAUGCCUCACAUACUGAUGUGGUGGAGACUGCCGCAAUUGGAAUUUCUCCUGCUGAUGGCGGCCCCGAGAAGCUUGUGAUUGUGGCUGUGCUAAGGGAUGGGUUUGUAGCUGAUGUUGAAGAUUUGAAACUGGCCUUCACUGCAGCGCUGCGCACAAAGAUGAGCCCUUUCUUCAAGGUUAACGAUGUCGUCCUUGCUCCUUCGCUACCAAGAACACCGUCCAACAAGGUUAUGAGACGUAUCAUUCGGGAUCAGUACAGUAUGCGGAGGCUGGAGACAGCAUCACGGGGCCUUCUGAAUAUUGGAAGUUAAAACUCAUGGCUGAGCCCGUGGGUACUCGUGAGUGAGCCCAUGGUACUUGUGAGUGAGCCCAUGGUACUUGUGAGUGAGCCCAUGGUACUUGUGAGUGAGUUGCCUUGUCUCAUGUAUGUGUUUUUUCUUUUCAUCUGUUAUAUUGAAAUUGUUUCCUGUUUGCAUCUCUUUUUUUUUUUCUUUUUUUUUUUAAUGACUCGUUGAGACCAUGGUAGGUAGGGUGAUAAGAGCAUCCCUCCCUACUAUGAUUUCCUUUGGUCGCUCCAUCUAUUGGUGGGGAGCUGCACCUGCUGGAAAACGGGUCCAGAUGUCCUUCGCUUGUUGGAAAAACAUGAAAGGAUUUUCAGAAGUUAAUAAUAGUACCAUGCCACACAGUAUGUACUUCAACAAACUCAGAAUUCAAAA
Molecule: messenger RNA, 2377 nt
Organism: Chara braunii
Lineage: Eukaryota; Viridiplantae; Streptophyta; Charophyceae; Charales; Characeae
Source: the annotation of a GenBank genome assembly